Setaria italica (foxtail millet) is the source of this 720-nucleotide messenger RNA. RefSeq names its product probable carboxylesterase 18. Lineage: Eukaryota; Viridiplantae; Streptophyta; Magnoliopsida; Poales; Poaceae. The transcript has 2 exons. Gene Ontology annotation, molecular function: hydrolase activity. The record is from RefSeq and is a predicted model, not a curated record. Bases 1 to 720 code for a protein of 239 amino acids.
AUGACGCUUGUCGACGACUUCUCCGAGUACGUCGCGGCGCUCGACGACUACAACGGGCGGCUCGCCGACGACUACUUCGACCACAUCCAUUCUCCCACUGGUUUGAUUGCUCGCUCGAGCCCCAAAGGCCCCAGCGCCCCUGACACCAGCCUCUCCUCCACUAGCCUUGACCACGGCCCCCAAGUAGCACCACAGACCCACUUCCUCGCCGGCGACAGCUCGGGCGGCAACAUGGUUCACAACGUGGCCCAGCGCUGGGCGUCCAUGUCGGCGGCGUCACCUCCCAUCCGCCUCCGCCUGGCCGGCGCCAUCAUGAUCCAGCCAUUCUUCGGCGGGGAGGAGCAGACGGAAGCCGAGAUGGUCUUCGAGAAGGCCAGCCGCAUAAUUACGAUCGUGCGAGCGGAUCACUACUGGCGGGAGUUCCUGCCGGAGGGCGCCACCCGAGACCACCCGGUGGUGCGCGUGUGCGGCGACGGCGUCGAGCUCGCCGAGGCGUUCCCGCCGGCAAUGGUCGUGGUCGGCGGGUUCGACCUGCUCAAGGACUGGCACGCGAGGUACGUGGAGACGCUGCGCCGGAAGGGGAAGGUGGUGAGGGUGGUCGAGUGCCGGGAUGCCUUCCAUGGCUUCUACGCGUUCCCGGAGCUCGCCGAUUCCGGCAAGCUCAUCGAGGACAUGAAGCUCUUCGUCGACGAACAUAGGUCCAAGCAUUCAUUGCUAUAG